Messenger RNA from Cyprinodon tularosa, 2728 nucleotides. RefSeq names its product E3 ubiquitin-protein ligase RNF34-like. The record is from RefSeq and is a predicted model, not a curated record. Gene Ontology annotation, cellular component: plasma membrane; cytoplasm. The transcript is spliced from 7 exons. Gene Ontology annotation, molecular function: ubiquitin protein ligase activity. The coding region runs from base 172 to 1326 and encodes 384 amino acids. Gene Ontology annotation, biological process: proteasome-mediated ubiquitin-dependent protein catabolic process; negative regulation of extrinsic apoptotic signaling pathway via death domain receptors; protein K48-linked ubiquitination. NCBI's taxonomy places the organism in Eukaryota, Metazoa, Chordata, Actinopteri, Cyprinodontiformes, Cyprinodontidae.
UGGUUUUACAGCAGCUAAAGCCGCCCCAAGCAGCUGCAGUAGCGGCAUCAUAGCAGCUGUACUGAGUAGUUUUCUGCCAUUGAAAGUGCUGGAUUGUUUUGCUUAAAAAGUGACAUACCUCUUUGCGAUGAAAACACCGGGUGAAGGGUCUGUUACCGAACCGGAGCUGCAAUGAAGGCCGAGGCUUCUUCAUUGUGGGCUUCAUGCUGUGGUCUGCUGAAUGAAGUCAUGGGUACAGGGGCCGUCAGGGGCCAGCAGCCAGGGUUUGGGGCAGGUGCAGGGCCCUUCAGGUUCGCCCCCAGUGCGGGAUAUUCCACCUACCCGCCCAACAGCUCAGGGAACCCCAGCCUUGUUUGCAAAGCUUGUGGACAGACCUUCUCAGUCUUCAGGAGGAAGUACAACUGCUCUGACUGCAAGAAGAGCUUCUGCUCUCUGUGCUCCGUGGUCCAGGAGAACCUACGCGUUUGUACCACCUGCCAUCUGCUGAAGGCCACAGCGUUCCACCGGCCGCGGCUCAUGCGCCUACGAGUGAGGGACCUGCGUCAGUACCUGAUGCUGCGCAACAUCUCCACUGACACCUGCAGGGAAAAGGACGACCUGGUCGAUCUGGUUCUUUGUCAUCGGGGCAUCGAGGAGGAUGACGAAGAUGAUGGGGAGGAGGAGGAGGAAGAAGAGGAUGAGGAGGAUAUGGAGGACCCUAACACAGCCAGCCUCCUCUUUCAUACCCAUCGCGCAUCAGCCGCUUUCAAUGAACAGCCUGCCUCUGAGCGGCCUGCUGCCUCUCAGGAGGAAUCCCACAGCAGGAGCGAAAGCUCCGAUACCAGCCAGGAUUCGAGCGAUUUCACACCGGCGUCUCUCCUUAACUCGGAUUCCAGUGAACAAUCUGGUGAUCAGAUGAGUCCUCAGACUGGGCAUGCAGCCAGAGCAUCCCUCUCUGACAUCUCCAGUGUGAGGGACAUUAAGGGCCUGUCCGUCAGGCAGCUGAAGGAGAUCCUGGCGAGGAAUUUUGUCAAUUACUCCGGUUGUUGUGAGAAGUGGGAGCUUGUGGAGCGUGUCAACAGGCUGUACAGAGAGAAGGAGAAGAACACUAAAUCAUUGAUGGCCUUCCCCUCUUCUAUCUGCAACGGUUCCAUCAGAGAUGGGGAGAAAUGUCCGCUAAAGCUUCAGGACGACAACCUCUGCAGGAUCUGUAUGGACGCCGUGAUCGACUGCGUUCUGUUGGAGUGUGGUCACCUGGUCACCUGCACCAACUGCGGCAAGAGGAUGAACCACUGUCCAAUAUGCAGGCAGUUCGUCGUGAGGGCCGUGCACGUUUUUAAAUGCUAACGCACCACUUGGCCUGAAUCAAGAGCUUCUCUCCAAGGAAGCUCAUACAUUUACAAAUCUUACAAUCCUCACUUUCAGAUGUUUGGAUUUACUGGGUCUUUGUAUCAUUUGCACACAAAAAUAUUUUUAAGACUGAAGGGUUAACAGAUGAGGACAAUGCUUUUGUUUCAGAUAUUCCUUCUCUUUGUCUUGGUUUUCUACUGUUUCUCAAAGCAAAGAAUGUCAGGUCCACUCGGACGCAAACUGGUUAACACACAAUCUUCAUCUCUGCCUGUAAACUGUAGCUCUUCUUCAGAUCUACUCUCCUUGCCUACUUCUGCAAGUCAAUACAUAUCUUAGUAAAGACCUUGCACUGAAAUCUCAGCAGAUGUGGAAAAUGUAGGUGCCAAACGGUCACUGUCUUGCUUAAUGCUCAUAUUCUUCCCUCAGCUGGAGGAGGACAGCAUCACGUCCGCCUUUCAGCAGGUUGGAUCACAAAGCACUUUGUUCAUCUUCCACGUUAAUGCAGCACCACUCACAACCCACCGCACCUCAUGACAGUUAAUAAUGGCUAAGAUAAUGUGCGCUUCUUCCUGAAUGCUUGAUGAGAGAUGCUAAUUAGGAUUUGUUGAGCUUUGCUGUGUAAAUGUUGUGCUGCACAUAGGAGCAGAUGCUCUGCAGUUAUCUUACAUGCAACUGAUUGAUGGUUCUGUAUUACGAGAUGCAUUAUUAAUUAUAUUGAUUUAGUUUUUCAUAAAAUAAGUGCUUGUUUUAAUGUGUUUCAUUUAGGUCACAGCAAUAGUCGGGUCUUCGCACCAAACAGGAGGCUCGAAUUAAACCGGUGCUAACUCAUCCAAUCUUCCCUGUUUCUUUUGGGAGUUUUUUUUUUACUGAAUUUUGAUGUAAAACUUACAUUUUAUUAGGUUGUUGGAUCAAAAAUGUCAUGCUUUUUUAAGUUGGUGAUAUAUAAGACAUGAUAAAUGAAACUAUUUACUCAAAGAUGUUAAUGUGAGGUUACAGACAGCUGAGUGAAGUGAAAGUAUAUUACCAUAAUGACUAACUGUACAUAUAUCAGCCUGUAUAGGAUGUAUAUAGCUAUAUUUUUCCAUUUGAUUUGAAUCGUGUGUUUAUUGAUUGCAAAAAUGUUUAUUUUUUAAAUAUUGUUUUAUUUUUUUUUAUGUGGCUUGAAUCUAUGUUCAUCGCUUGCCGUUCCACUGGACCACAGCAAAACAGGUAGUUUUACAUCAUUCCCUCGGUACGAAGCAUGCUGCAGUCACGGUACUGAUGUCCUCUACCAUCACAAAGAGCAGCAGAGCAAACCAGACUUUUCAUUUAGAGAGGGUGGAUUCGUGUGCAACAUGUGGUCUUUGUAUUUGCAGAUGUUGAACUUUGUAUUAUGGGUUAAAUUAAAGAUUUUAAUUAA